CAGCAAAGCGGCGGCGCAGGUCUGCAGGCUGCGCUCAGCGUUCGGAGCCCUCACGCCUCACGGUGACAGGGAUGCCUUUUCUCCACUUGCACAAAAUGAGCGUGAGGUGGUUAGCCAGACCAGGAGCUCAGUCUCACACAGACUCCAGCUUAUUGCUCUGAUGCCGAAGGGGAGGCCUGAAGUGCCACACUUGGAAGCCCCCCUGGGCCUGCCCUCCUGCCCCUGGCUGCAAUUAGCCGGACUCUUCUUGCUGGUUCCCUGGGUCAUGGGCCUGACAGGGACAGAAGGGCCUGCAGCCCUGAGUCCUGGGGGGCUCAGCUGGGCGGUGCAUCUGCGUAGUCCAGAAGGUGAGGGAAAGGAAGAGACUCUGGAACAGCAAGCAGAGGCCUUGGCCCAGGCUGCAGGGCUUGUGAACGCUGGGCGCAUUGGGGAGCUCCACGGACACUACCUUUUUGUCCAGCCAGCUGGGCCCAAGCAGGACCAGCAGGGAGAGGCCAUUAGGCAGCAGGCAGAGGCUGUGCUGGCCGGGCAUGAAGCCGUGCACUGGCAUUCGGAACAGCGGCUGUUAAAGCGAGCCAAACGCAGCGUCCACUUCAAUGACCCCAAGUACCCACAGCAGUGGCACCUGAACAACCGGCGCAGCCCCGGCAGGGACAUCAAUGUGACAGGUGUAUGGGAGCGCAAUGUGACCGGGCGCGGGGUGACCGUUGUAGUAGUGGACGACGGGGUGGAGCACACCAGCCAGGACAUUGCCCCCAACUACAGCCCAGAGGGCAGCUAUGAUCUCAACUCGAAUGACCCAGACCCCAUGCCUCACCCAGAUGUGGAGAACGACAAUCACCACGGCACGCGGUGCGCGGGCGAGAUCGCGGCGGUGCCCAACAACAGCUUCUGUGCCGUGGGAGUGGCCUACGGCAGCCGCAUUGCAGGUAUCCGGGUACUGGAUGGGCCGCUGACCGACAGCAUGGAGGCUGUGGCGUUCAACAAGCACUAUCAGAUCAAUGACAUCUACAGCUGCAGCUGGGGCCCAGAUGAUGACGGGAAGACAGUGGAUGGACCCCAUCAUCUUGGAAAGGCCGCCUUGCAGCACGGGGUGAUGGCUGGCCGCCAGGGAUUUGGGAGCAUCUUUGUGGUCGCCAGCGGCAAUGGGGGCCAGCACAACGACAACUGCAACUAUGACGGCUACGCCAACUCCAUCUACACAGUCACCAUAGGCGCUGUGGACGAGGAGGGGCGGAUGCCUUUCUAUGCAGAGGAGUGCGCCUCCAUGCUGGCAGUCACUUUCAGUGGCGGGGACAAGAUGCUGCGCAGCAUUGUGACCACAGACUGGGACCUUCAGAAGGGCACAGGCUGCACUGAGGGCCACACGGGGACCUCUGCCGCGGCCCCUCUGGCGGCUGGCAUGAUAGCUCUGAUGCUGCAGGUGCGUCCCUGCCUCACGUGGCGCGAUGUCCAGCACAUCAUUGUCUUCACAGCCACCCAGUACGAGGACCGCCGCGCGGAUUGGGUCACCAACGAGGCCGGCUUCAGCCACAGCCAUCAGCAUGGAUUCGGCCUGCUCAAUGCUUGGAGACUUGUUAAUGCAGCCAAGGUGAACAGGCACUCGCGGGUCUGGGCAGCCUAUGUAGAGUGCCUUGGAGAGGCGGCUCAUGCCAGCACCAUUGCCUGCUGCCCAGCCUGCCUCCCCACAGUCAGCAGGACGGACCUGGAGCUGUCGGGCCUGAAGACGCUGGAGCACGUGGCUGUGACGGUGUUUGCCACCCACCCGCGGCGCGGCAGCCUGGAGCUGAAACUCUUCUGCCCCAGUGGGAUGAUGUCCCUGAUCGGCGCCCCCCGCAGCAUGGACUCGGACCCCAACGGCUUCAACGACUGGACCUUCUCCACUGUGCGAUGCUGGGGGGAGAGCGCGAGAGGGACCUACAGACUGGUGAUCAGGGACAUAGGAGAUGAACCCGUCCCGGCCGGCCUCCUGUGGCGGUGGCAGCUGACGCUGUUUGGCUCUGUGUGGAGUGCAGUGGACAUCAGGGACAGACAGCGGCUGCUAGAAAGGGCCAUGAGCGGGAAAUACCUACAAGACGGCUUCUCGCUGCCCUGCCCCCCGGGGCUGAAGAUUCCAGAGGAGGAUGGCUACACCAUCACCCCCAACACCCUCAAGACCCUGGUGUUGGUGGGCUGCUUCACCAUCUUCUGGACCGCUUACUACAUGCUAGAAGUGUGCUUGAGCCACCAGCGCGUGGCCUCUCGCGCCGGGGGUAGGCAUGGAGCCUGCCCCCGGCCCCACUGCAGCCGCAAAGCCAGGGAGGAGGGCACGGAGCUUGAGUCGGUGCCACUGUGCGCCAGCAAGGACCCAGGGGAAGUAGAAGCAGAGGGCGGGAGCCCUGCUGCCCCCUCGAACCCCCUUGUCCCGGACCUGCUGGACCAAGUACACUGGAGCCCACCCCAGCACGUGAAGUGUGCCGUGGAUGCCCCUCCUCAGCACCUGUUGCAGGGGAAGGAGCAGCAGAUGUGCUGAGCUCGGGGCCGGCAGCCUCCCCGUGGGACAGGCUCUUCCUUCCCCGAUGUGGGGGAGCUCCCAGACUCGCCGGGGCUCCAGGAGAAUAGUCCUGGUGCUUGUCCACAUCUGGAUGCCGAGGGCCACCUACCCACCAGCAGUCCCGGCCAGAGCCCCGGGGUGCCCUGCGUGGGACAGCAGCAGCUUUGGGUGCCCAGGGCUUGUUCCCAGGGGCAGGCCUCUGUCCUUGCUCCCCUCCUGGGGCAAACCGGAGGGAGGUGUUGGCAUGGGGACCUCACCCACCAUGGGCAUGGAGGGUCCACCCCGCCAGAAGAGCGUGUCAUCAGAAACUGGGAAGUCGCUUGGGAAGAGGGCUCAGUGGUGGCCGCUGGGAAGAGCCCCUGGACCUACUGUCCUUGAUUGUCCGAGGGCCUGUCCUCUCUUCCUUGCCUUCCUACGACUCGGAUGUUGCACUUGCUGGCAUGGCUCUUAGCCCUCAGCCCAGCAGACCGGCCUGAGAGCAGCUGCACCGCCCUCCGAGGCCCAGCCCCCUGCAGGGGCAUGAUGGGUACGAUGCCUCCAGCCAGGCCGGGCUGGACAGGGCCGCCUGGGCCCGGGCUGUGUCACCGAGGAAGUCCACAGUUGGGUUGCAGAGCCGGUGACAGAGAUGAGCCUCGGAAGCCGCUGCCACUCCAGGCCUGUGACCACCUGUCUUCUUCUGCAAAGCGCUCAGGGAAAUGGCCUUCCCCACGCGGAGGCCAGCUGAAAGACUGUGAGCCUCCCCUCUUCUGAGCUGACUGCUCGGUUGGAAUCUUCUCAUGCUUCAGAUCUGGGUUUCUCGCGUCACAGCAACAUUUUGUUGGGUUUUUUCUGCACAGCUUUUCCAAAAUAAAGACCUGCAGGCGAUUCUC
Molecule: messenger RNA, 3402 nt
Organism: Echinops telfairi (small Madagascar hedgehog)
Lineage: Eukaryota; Metazoa; Chordata; Mammalia; Afrosoricida; Tenrecidae
Gene: PCSK7
Product: proprotein convertase subtilisin/kexin type 7
Exons: 16
Coding region: 161-2512 (783 amino acids)
Biological process (GO): protein processing
Cellular component (GO): Golgi membrane; trans-Golgi network
Molecular function (GO): serine-type endopeptidase activity
Source: RefSeq, a predicted model, not a curated record